Messenger RNA from Plasmodium coatneyi, 4190 nucleotides. Its product is annotated as Patched family protein. Lineage: Eukaryota; Apicomplexa; Aconoidasida; Haemosporida; Plasmodiidae. Bases 1 to 4179 code for a protein of 1392 amino acids. The transcript is spliced from 4 exons. The record is from RefSeq and is a predicted model, not a curated record. Gene Ontology annotation, cellular component: membrane.
AUGGUGAAAUCGCUGAAGGGUCUGAAGCAGAGGUCGUUGGACUCCUUUUCCAACCUGCUAUACGACUACGCUGGGUUCGUGUAUGAACGACCCUGUAAAAUCAUCAUCGCCAGUCUCCUGGGAUGUCUACUGCUAAGCAUGGGCUUCUACUACAGAGAGCAUGAAAAAGACAUCUACAAACUUUACUCCAUAUCAAAUUCAUACGCCUGUGAAACGAAUGAGACCAUUAAUGACUUUUUCCACAAAAGUCGAAAGGCCUUUAUCCUCGUGGAGUCAAACUGCAAUUUGUUAAAACCUCAUAUUUUAAAGGAGCUGAAGCAGUUCGAAGAUGGAACGAAGGAAAUACAAGUAGACCUAACAGAGAUCAAUGAAUGUGGGAAAGAUUCUGAGCCGCCACCUGUACAGACGGAAGCGUCGAAGGAGGUCUAUAAUAUGCUUUUAAAUAAACAAGAUGUGAAUGCCAACUUGGAUUGGAAGCCAAACUUCAAAAGGUUGAAUUUUAACUUUGCCCUGAAUAAGCUCCUUGCACUGAAGAACAAACUGACGGAGUAUAAAAGCGACGAUAAGAAAAAGGGGAAAAAAAAGAAGGGGAACAAAAAUAGCGACAACGAGGAUGAAGAGGAUGAGGACGACAGUGAUGAGGAGGAGGGUAAAAAGGAAGGGGAAAAUGACACCACUAACAGCAAUCCCAACGAAGAAGACAACAACAGUAACAACAACAAUGGUGAGGAUUCUGAUGGGAACCAAGUUAAGGGACUGCAGGACAAAAUUCAAAAAAUAAUGGAUGAGAAGAUAAAGUGGCUGAAAGGACAAAUUACGAACCUGAUGAACGGAAAGACAGACGCCAACCUAUUAGAGGAGAAACAAAUGCCAAAGGUAAAUCUGGCUGACUUUGAGGGGGACACCUUUUUCCCACCCUAUUAUAUCCCCCCCAUGUUGCUGAAGGAGGACAGGUGUCUACUCCAAAACGUAUUUAAGGAGAAAAAUUUAAACAUAAAUUUGAGGGAGGCAAGUGAGGAGUUGAAAAAGCAGGUCACCUUCACCUUGGAAGACAUAUGCGAAAAGAAGUAUAACGAUUGUAAUUUGAGUUCCAUCUUUUUGUACUAUGAGAAGGGGAAUGCAAAGUAUGAAAACCCGAUCAAAGUAGACAACCUAGACUUCUACGUUAAUAGAAAGACGUUUAAGGAAAUGGUGUUGAAAGGUAUUCUCGGGAACAUGCAAUACAAGGAGAGUCCAUUCAGCUAUACGAUCACUUCUGCCAAUGCGAUCAUGACUAUGAUCCCCCUUUUAAACUCCACCAUGUAUGAACCAUACGUAUUGGCAUAUGAGAAGAAGCUAAUAGAUUACGUCCGUUCGUACAAUAUGGAUGAAGUUAUACAGAACGAGGAAACCAAUGAUGGGAAUGAACCGUUCAUAAAAUUUCACGUGUUUACAGAGAGGAGCUUAGAAGACGAAGUGGAUAGAAUUUCUAAAAUAGACAACCUAACUAGACUGCUCUUUCUGAUUGGUGUGUGUCUGAUCUUUAUGUAUGCCCUGUUUAAUAAUGUCACAUCUGUUCUGUAUAGGAGUAAACCUCUCUGUGCUGUUAUGGGUAUUCUGUGUGGUUUCUUGGGUUACCUUGCUGGUUCAGGCUUUUUGUUCUUCCUCGGGGUGAAGUCCGUCCCUCCCGCCGAAACGGUGCCCUUCCUUGUCAUCGGGGUUGGCGUGGAUGACGUGUUUGUAAUUUUAAAUUCGUACUCACUCCUCUUCAUGAUCAAGGAUAAUAAGAAGAGAAUUCAGCUUUGUCUAAAGGACAGUGCCUUGGCCAUUACAGUCACUACGUUAACCAACAUUAUUGCUUUUUUGAUUAGCUCCGUUUCUCCCUUCUAUUCCAUAUGUAGCUUUUCCCUCUUCACCGCGAGUUCCCUCUUCUUUGGGUACCUCAUGGUGCUUACUUUACUGCUUAGCUUCCUCUGCAUUGAGGGCAAAUUGGAGAACAAGAAGAGGAAUGUCUUCUCCGGUACUGCUCUCCUCUUCUGCUCCUUCUUCCGCAGGGGGAAAAAUAAAGGAAAAGGUGUCACUCCUAGCGGUUCCAAUGCCGUGUUGGCCAAUGGGUCAGUUGGUCAAACUGGUGCCGGUGUGACUAUCCCUAGAGGGGAUAACACCACCACCCCCGAACAGAAUAACCUGCUCUCUCUGGAGGUGUCCCAAAAUGAAGACGACUACAAGAAAACACCACCCGAGUAUGAAAAUAUUUCCAUCUACGAAUGGAUUCACAACCUCUACCUUUUCGAAGAAUCCUUUAAUAAAAAGAAAAAAAAUGCCACCGUGUAUUCUUCAAAUGAGAUCAGCAGCAAAGGGUGCAAUGGCGAAAAUGGAACGCAACCUUAUCUUGCACCGAAUGAUGGACUUGUACUGGAAAAUGUAGGUUUGGAUAAGAAGAAGCGAAAAGGUGGAACUACCGCAAAUGACGCAUCAGGGAAAAGCAGAAACGACCCAAUGGCUCAUAACUACUACUCCGGAGCGGAGGCAGGCACUACCCCCAUGGAGGAGGAAGAAGAGGAUGAUCCAUUGUCGUCAUCCCCCCCAAUGAGACCAGACGUCCUCCACGUGGAAGAGGGUGAAAAAAAAAUAACCAUCGUGAAUGACAUGUUUGCAGGUCCAGCUGGCACUCCAAAUGGUAAUGACUUGGAUGAUAACGUUACGGAUAGAGGCGUGGUCAGAGGAGGGACGACCACUGGGCGUGGAGGGUUCCCUCGAGAAAGGAAGAACCUCCUGCAGGACCGUGCAGACCACGGGGAUCAUCACCAUUACAACAAUUCGACGGAAAUGGCCACGAAGGAUACACUCCUCCUAAGCAACCUGCACGAUACGGAUAAGAAGAACAUAUACCUGUUAAGUUCCCACGAUAAUGCGCUCUUCUACAAGUACAUCUACGAAGAACCGAAAGGAAACAUAGGAAAAUAUUUCCGUUCCCUGGUGAAGAAUUAUUAUGUGCCUUUCCUCUCCUCCUCCAUGGGGAAAGCAAUCGUGUAUGUCCUUUUCUCCUUCAUCCUUAUGCUCUCCAUUUAUGGCUGCACGUUAAUGAAGAAGGGAAUUAAAUAUGAUAAGGCCUUUCCAGUAGAUUCCUACGUAAGACUUUUCUCCGAAGCAAAGACCAAGUACUUCCCUCACUAUGGAGACAUGAUAGAGGUGUACUAUUUUGACAAGGACUUCGUCAACAAAUACAGACAACUGAAUCAUCAGGUGGAUGAGGUCUCUUCAUCUCUUCUCUACUCCGACAGGACAGACCGAGAAAUGAUGAAAAAUCCAAAGCUGAACAAAAACAUCCAUUGGGAAGUGAAGGAUCUCCAGGACGAAAUACUAGAAAUGAAUGACGAGUUAGAAGAACAGGAUUUCGUCUCAGGGGUGGCCAAUGGGUUUACGCUCUUCCUUAACGGCAAUAGUAAAAAAUUGAAAAACGAAACACCCGAACAAUUUUACGAUACGUUUGUUGAUUGGAUUCAGCAUGACUUCGUAGGGAACCUUUUUAAAAACGACUUCAUCUUCCUGAACAAAAAGCUCAUCGCCUGGAGGUACUUUUACUUCCAGACAAAUGUAGACGAUUCAGAGAUUUCUUCCAAGUGGUUGAAGACCUGCAAACAAAUCAGUAAACUGGAGGACCACAAUGUGCAAUUGCAGUGUUUUCACAUUAGUUCCAUUUUUAACGAGACGGAUGAAGCCAUUAUUGAAGUUACCCUUAUUAACCUUGGCAUAACAAUCAUUACCAUCCUUAUCGUCACAGCUUAUAUUAUUAAGGGGUUCAACUCCUGCCUCAUUAUUGCUCUGAUCAUUUUCCUCAUCGAUCUUUGCAUCUUUGGCUUCAUGUGUCUCUGCGGCAUCACCGUCAAUAUUAUUUCGAUGGUCAUCCUGGUCCUCUCAGUCGGCUUCUCCAUUGACCACACCUCCCACAUCGUCCAGGCCUUCACCCACAGCAUGGGAAAAACACGGGACGAGAAGAUGAAGGAAAGUCUGCACCUCAUGAUAGGACCCGUCCUGCACAGUGGACUCUCCACCUGGUUUGUCAUAAGUACCCUCUUCUUUUCCAACAAGGAUUUCACAGUCAUUUUCUUCCAAACGUUGAGUCUGGUUCUCUUUUUUUCCGUGACCUUCUCUUGCAUGUUAUUGCCAGUGCUGCUCUCGAGCUUUGGCCCGUUGUAACUCUUUUGAGU